UCCCGGAAGCCAAGAAGUCUGUGUGCACUGUGAGGGAAAGGCCCGAAAGCGGCUGCCUGAGUAGUGGGUAGAACGGGUAGGCUGGGGUGAUAUCCCGUACAGCCUUCCGGAAAUAUAUCCGGUUAGGGAUAUCAUAGCACACUCCGGGCUGUAAGACCGGGACAUCAUACGAAACAAGCAGCCUUCUAAAGGGACAGGUCACAACAUAGGCCUGCGGAGUGUCACUUUUGUUUAUUGUCAGCAGUAUGGAGCGGAGAAUGUCUGGGCUCUUGCGAGGAUACAGCCCGCGGGAGGAGAAAAGUUACAGCAGUUUCCAGCUACCUGGUCACGAAUUCCAGGAUUUCCCGUUUUUGCCUGGACAUCCCCAGCUGAGUGAAAGAGUACGAAAGAGACUUUACUAUGGCUGGGAGGUUGACUGUCCCAUGGAGAAUUUGUCAAGCCCAGUAGCUGAUAUUGCAGUGGAGCUGCUGCAAAAGGCUGCCCCCAGCCCCAUUCGACGUUUGCAGAAGAAAUAUGCAGCUCAUGUAUCAAGGGAGGCUUGUAUCUCACCAUGUUCCAUGAUGCUUGCUUUGGUUUACAUUGAGAGACUUCGCAAUCGGAACCCUGAUUAUUUGAAGCAAAUAUCUUCCUCUGAUCUUUUUCUUAUUUCCAUGAUGGUAGCCAGCAAGUAUCUAUAUGAUGAAGGUGAAGAGGAAGAGGUAUUCAACGAUGAAUGGGGUGCAGCUGGCAGACUGGAUGUCCAAACUGUUAAUACCUUGGAGAUGAACUUCCUCCGAGCUAUUGAUUGGAGUUUGUACACACAGCCUAGGGAGUUCUUUGAAGUUCUGCGAUGGCUUGAGGGUCGAGUUGCGGAGCAGCAAGGCCUGAGAAGGGGCUGGUUCACUUACACAGAUCUAUGUGUACUGCUGGAGCAAGGAUUGUGGCAGAAGGUUUUCAGUGAUUUCUGUCAGCAAGUAACAAAGCUGUGUUGUGUCUUGGGCCUGGUAUACCUGGCAGGAGUCGCCACAUUAUUUGCUUCUGUUGCUGUAUUGCACAAGGCUACCUGGGAACUAAAUGGUUCGGCCUUGCUUCCCUCAAUUUCAGACCAGAUUCCAGAUGGCAGUUCUUGUGUUCCACUUCUUAUUCCGGUUCACCCCUCAUCCGAGGAAAACUUAAGCCCUCCACCAACAGGCUCAUUGAGCUCUUUAGAAGAUGAAUCAUUGGAACGAAGAUCUGGUGUCACCGCCACUGCUCUGUAUCUAUGGGGAACUGUACUAACGGCACUUGCAGGUGGCCUUACUGAAGAAGAACCCUUACCCCCUGACCAAAUCUGUCCUUACUGUUCCAAACAAAGAUCACAAACCUGGCUUCAGUCUGACAAGCAACACAACACUACUCACUGCACCAACCACCAAUUAACAUGCUCCUUCUCUGGACUGCCUCACCACGACUUGUCACUUUGUCAGAGCUGUCCCAAAGCAUAUACAGCGCAAAAAUGGGACCCCUUCUUUCCUAUCCCAGCUAUUGAGUCCAUGGAACUCAAUCACUGUUCUAUCUGUGUAUCCACUGAUUUUGCCAGGAUCAAAACAUUCAUUGUCCCAGGGUAGCUUUGCACUAGUUGUCAGAAAUGACACUUCAAGCACUUCAAUUUAUACUUUAGACCUUCUUUUUGUAGGUUGUAACAUACAACUUAAAUAGCUGAGUUGCAUUUUAGCAUAUAUUAAUACUCACUUUCCCCUUUUUAUAUUAAAGGGACAUGGGAAAAUUUUUAUGCUGCAUAUAAAAGAACUACAAUUACAUGUUGCAUCUUUUAAAUGGAUUAGGUUAAGGUGAAUAGUUUAAAUAUGAAUUGAUAUUGGUAUGAAAUGUAUGUUGCAUGCCGCAGCAUUUGCAAUCAUUUGUUGAUACGGAAGAGCUUCCAGAAUCAUGAAUAUACUCCUUAUAGAUUCAGCAAUACAAUUCCAGACUUGAGAAUUCCUGCAGAAAUUGCAGUUGCUAAAAUCAUGUGGCUGAUACAACCAAAACAGCAGUAACAUGACUAAAAGCACAACCCUCAGAUUAAUCCAAAUAGAUGUAACUAAGAGAUUAUGCAUUGUUUGCAAUUUUUAAAACCUUCAUAGGCCAUUAGUUAAAGGGACAUGUUCCCCAAAUGCUGAGUCAAUUGAUAUUAAUGCAGUAUAUCUGUAAAAAGCUGACUAGAUACUCACAUGAACAUCUCUGUUAAAAAGAAAGAGAUUUGCUUCAAUAUUCUCCAGUAGACACAUUUUUUUGUAAAGGGACGAAGUAUCCAGUGAUGAUGCUAGUCCCAAAACAUUCAAGGUAGCAUGUAUCUGGUAUAUGCUGGCACAGUCACUUUUUUCCCUCCUCAUCUGAAGGAAAUGUACUCUUGUGCCAAAUUAUGGUGAAAUCCCAUAAAACUUGAUGGCCACACUGCUGAAUGGCUGUUAAACGAUUAGCUGAAGAAUAACGGCUUGCAGAGAACACUGGCAAGUGAAGAUAUUUUAAAGUAAAAUAUUUUCCUUUUUUACAUAGAGAUGAUCAUGUGAAAUGUUCUAGUUGUUUUGCAGAUAUGUUGCAUCUCUUUUGCAUAUGGGUAGCAUGUGCAUGUGUGUAGUCUAUGGGCCUAGUUAUGAUACAGAAUAAAUCCUGUUUCUCUUCAAGCUAUGCACAGAUAUUAUUCUUUUUAAAGAUUGUUUACAAGUUUGCUUUUUGUGCACAUAUAAAUGCUGCUUCUUGGAGCAUGAUACAAUGACCUUUUUAUGCAUGGUUGCUUUGCAAAGUGACAUUUUUCAUUUUGUUUUCGCUCACUAGACACAUUUAACCAGGUGAUUAUCAAUUCUUGUUUCUUGUGUGUAGGAUUAUUUUUUGUGUUGGGUGGUUCACUUACUAUAUGUAUUUAGUAUUUACAUAGCUCUAGAUGGCAAAUGUUUCUUCUUAAUCAUUAGAGAAGAAGAACUAACAGAAUAUUCCGAUCUUCCUGCAGAUUGAUUUACUCACUAUUUAUUUUCAAUUUUUGAGGGGAUUGUGGCAAAAAAAUGUAGAAUUUUGUUGUUCUAGAUAAUGAUUAUUUUUAUAUAUAUAUAUCACUAUCUUUGCAUACUUUGAUAAAGCUGUAAUACACAGGUGGAUCUUUUUGCAAGUAUUCAUUGAUUUGGGCAGGUAGCCUAGCUAUAGAUUUGUGCUGGCUGAAAACUGGAAUACUAGAGUAUGUUUCUUUAAAAUGUACUUAUUUUCAGCAUUUAAAAUCCCAUCUUCACUUUAAUUGUUGUUCAGUCAACACACUGUAGCGGAGUGAUAAAUGCUCUAGUUAUGGUUUUCUGCAGAGUGAUUAAAAAAAGUAUGUGGUGUUAUUUUAUAUUUGUCCUUAUGAAAGUUGAUAUACAGUAAAAGUAAAACCGUACAGAUCUAUGCAUUGGUCUUGAAAAGACCGAUAGAUUAGUUAGUUGUUGCUAGUUCUAUUGAUGUUGGAAGAAGGACUUUGACUUACAUUUUAGUUUAUUUUUUUGUUGAAUAAAAAGUGUUUAAUACCACAGUGGUUCAACAAAUACAUAACUUUUAUGUAGAUAUGUGCAUUUGUGCACUUCAGAAGCUAACAAAUGCGGAAAAAGGUCCAACUCUUUUCAGAGCCAGAUUUGAUCUUACAAAAGUGCAACGCACUGAUCUUGGUGAGCUGCACUUUCACAAGAAUAAAUCUGGCUCUGAAAAGAGUUGGACCUUGUUCUGCAUUUGUUAGCUCCUGCAUAUCUACUAUUAUGUAUGAAUAAUUUGAAAUAUAUAUAUCAUAUUCUGUUUAGAUUUGCAAGUAAAUUAAUAAUUUGCCAUAUUUUAUUACCUCUGUGUUAACUGUCAUAUCUCCAUACCACAUGGAAUAAUGUAGACAUUUCUACAAAAAGAUAAUUUGUGACAUUAUCACCACAGUGUCCUUUUUUGUCUCCUAUUUUUUUUUAAAAAGUAAUGUUUUCAUUAUUUACCCCCCUAUACUCCUAAGAGAAAAAAUAAGUUAAUCUGACAUUCUGAGCCCUUGCAAGUAUAUAAACUGUUAAGUUUUGCUCCUGUAACUGAACUAAAUUAGUGCAAUGUUUAUAACAAUGAGUAUCAUUUUUUUUGUUUAAAUUACCAAUUAGUACCUUUUUCAAAGAAAAUUACACAAGGUGCAUCAUUUACAUGGGUUCUUUUUGGUUAAUGUGUGGCCUUGAAUUGAUUUCCAUCUAGAACCAGGUUAACGGUUUCUGUACCAAGAUAAUUUUUUAACUAAUUGGCAGUGCGGUUCUUAGACCUUUUUUAAUUAUGUUUUACCAUAAGCAGCAGACUUUAAAAAAUGCUGGAAAUCACAACUUGUUAAUGAUGAACAUUAUAAAACAAAAAAGUUGAUUUAAUCACUAUAAUACGGACUUGCAUAAUUGUAUUUUCAAUCUAAUAUGCUAUGUGAUAGCUUAGAUCUAAAGGUUAAUCUUCUUAUAACAAAGCAAACCGAGUAGUGGGCUACAUAUGUUUUAUACUAAGCAACUAUGGAAAAGCUUACUGUGUACUUAUAGACUUCAUCUUGUUUUAGUGUUGAUUCUUUUAGUUAUUCACUGGUAAAUUGCAACUUUUAAUCUGUUCUGGUUUUUCUUUAAUUGCAGAACAGUUUUACAUAUUUUUGUAGAAAACAUAAAAUCUCUCAAUACACCAAUAAAAGCAGUGUUUAGAUUAACUGAAAUUAAUGUUCUGUUUUUUUUAUGUCAUAAUAAACCUUUACUAAAACCAAACAUAAAAAGCCUGUGCUAUUUGGGAGUAUCAUAUUUUUUUUUUUAAAAAAAUGUAUCUGUAGCUCCUUCCCAUUACCAAACAGUAGAGCCACACUCCUGAUGUUAUUCUCUGUGGUUUUACUCUGUUGUGGUACUCUACCGAUCUAGUAGAGUAUUAAAGCGGAAACAAGUACUGCUUAUUUUUUUCAGUGCAAGAGUACCCAGACCUUUACACAUGCCACAUUUACGGUUUUAUUUGGUGAACUUAAAAUUUGCAGAAAUAUGUCAACUUUAUAGGUUUGAUCACUGCAUAGAUUGUGAUAUCUUCUUUUCACUUAGAGAAUCAACAAAAGGUCAGGGGUGCCCCAAUGUUGGUCUACAACUGUCGGACAGUAAAGUUACAGAUACAUUUUUUUUUAUUUAUACUAAGUUCAUCCACCUGUACUACUAUACAAUAGAGAAAUAUCAUUCGAACAUUACAUAAUUAAACAUUUCCUAAAGAAUAACGAAUUCCACUUACCUAAUAAUUGCCCUUCUCUAACUCUGUAUUAAAAUCAUUUUCACCCUCCUACCAUUCUAGAUUGUAAAUUCCCAUGGGAAUAAAGCCCUCAAUUCCUCCUGUAUUUGUCACAUUUUGUCUGGUCUCUUACAAGUAUUGUAUCAUUGAUUUACUUAUACCAAUUGUACCCAUGGACAGAGCUGCAAAAUAUGUUAUCGCUUUAUAAAUAAAGUAUAAUAAUAAAAAUAAAAUGGGAGCAAUAAAGAAA
Messenger RNA from Bombina bombina (fire-bellied toad), 5473 nucleotides. It is a transcript of the gene CNPPD1, whose product is annotated as cyclin Pas1/PHO80 domain containing 1. The record is from RefSeq and is a predicted model, not a curated record. The transcript is spliced from 8 exons. Bases 246 to 1586 code for a protein of 446 amino acids. Gene Ontology annotation, molecular function: cyclin-dependent protein serine/threonine kinase regulator activity; protein kinase binding. NCBI's taxonomy places the organism in Eukaryota, Metazoa, Chordata, Amphibia, Anura, Bombinatoridae. Gene Ontology annotation, biological process: regulation of cyclin-dependent protein serine/threonine kinase activity. Gene Ontology annotation, cellular component: cyclin-dependent protein kinase holoenzyme complex; nucleus.